AUGAGACCUUAUCACGUCUAUGAAGGAGAUGAUGCUCUCAUAACAUGUGUCGUUAGUAAUGUUGGAGACAAUACGGUGACAUGGAAAAAAGAAGAUAGAGAAAAACACAGCAGAAGAGUUCUUACCGCUGGAGAUAAUAGAGUUACUGGAGAUAAAAGAUUCAGUGUUUUACAUGACAAAGGUGGGGAUGUGUGGGUUUUAGUUAUAAAAAAUUCCAAUGCCACAGAUUCUGGGAUUUAUAUCUGCGAAGUAAAUAGCGAUCCGAUCGUGAGAUCUUUCCACAAAUUAAAUGUUUUGUCAAGAGCUUUGCAACCUCCCGACAAUUCAUCUGCAGUACCUUUUAAUUCCGAAGUCGAGGAGUCAAAAUUUUCAGCAAAAAGUCACAAUUAUACUGAUUGUUGCAUAGGAAAUAACGUGACAAAAUCAUGUCUUGGUUUUUGUAAUAUUCAGAGCAUAUUGGAGGGAAAUGCGGGUCAGGAUCCCGAAAAUUGUGAAAACGAUUUUCCAAACAUUGUGAAAUGCAUGGCGGAUCAUCGGAAUCACGUUCCUUGCUGUAUCGAUGAGGGCGUACCUGACAUAUGCCAAGAUGUUUGCCGAGGAGAAUAUACAGUAAUUACAGACAAUAUUAAAACUCAUUUUUCAUGUUCCGCUUAUACGGAACAAACUUUGGCUUGCAUCGUUGAAGGCAUUGAAUUACUUCCGAGUUCGCCUCAAGAUGUUGAAGUAGAGCCUUUGUCGGAAACAUCCAUACAGGUGUCUUGGAAACUUCCCGUGGCCAAUUCUCACACAGUCAAAUCGUACAUUAUUAACAUCACAACUCUUAGAAGUUUCGACGACGACGGGGAUAGCUAUGCGACCGCGUUACAAAAAAACCGCCAGGAUGAAGCGAAACUUCGAUCAGAAAAAAAACAAAUAUCUGUACCUUCGAAUGUUUUACUGACGGAGAUAAAAAAUCUGGAACCGUUUACGAUGUACGAAAUAACAAUAACGGCCAAAAACGAUCACGGAACGAGUUUGCCAUCUUUUGCCAUUAGAUCGACGACAUUGCCACGGGGAACAAUUAGAAAUAAGGCUGAUUAUGAUCCACCGAAAUUACCUGAUAUAAAAACUUGCUGUGUAAAAAAAGGUGUGACUCACUUGGUGUGCCUUGACAAAUUGUGCGAUCCGGUUCAUUCCGAUGUCACUUCGAUCACGGAUUUGAUGAUUUGUGCCCCUUGGGCCGCCACUACUUUUAGUUGUUUGACAAACGGAGUGGAUUUAUCCCCGUGUUGCAAAGCCAGAGGACUCCCAACAGCUUGUCAAAUUUUAUGCACCGGAAAUAUAACUCAAAUCGAUUUUAGUUACUUUAAGUGCCUCAAAUACAUGAGUGACUUUUCCAGUUGUUUAUUUCAAAGUUACGGCGUUUUACCGAGCGAACCCGAGGGUCUUUCUGUGUCGAAUGUCAAUUCCGAUUUUGCAAUAAUCCACUGGAAUCCUUCGAAAACCCUUUCGAACACGAUCCUUCACUACAAUCUACAUUACCGAAAUAUGGCAGCGUACAAUAACGAAUAUCAAAGUCUUCGUAAAGUUCAUCCUCCGUACGUUCUCGAAAAACUACAAAGCAGUUCGCAGUACGAAGUAUACGUUGAAGCGGUUAAUUCUUACGGAAUCAGCAAUCCAUCAUCGAGAAUAAUUUUCACGACGGAAAGUAAAAUAAUCGAAACGGAAAUUGAGGAGUCUAGUUUUUACAACGUGACCGAGUGUUGUGUGAGCAGUGGCUUACCAACUGUGUGCCUACCACUAUGUUCGUACGACGCGAGCAUGAAAGACAUUAAAAACUUGGGAGGGAUUUGCGGGCGGGAAUUUCACAAAUUAAUCAGAUGUGGAGCGGGCGGAAGGAAUCACGACAAAUGCUGUUCACGACGUGGGGUACCCGAAGAUUGCGUUCCACUAUGUCACGGCACCGUUGUCGAUUCUUUGCUUACGACUGCCGCUAAAUGCAUACCUUACAUCGGAAACAUUGUACUAUGUUUCGAAGAAGGAACGGGUUUGCUUCCGGGUCCGAUCGGGGAAUUACACGCUUCUUCAAUUUCAAAUAAUUCUAUUACAAUAUCGUGGAAGCCACCGGCGAAAUCCAACGUGACUGAUUACUUGGUGUAUUACGAUAAAUUGGAAAAUAACUUGUAUGCAAACACAAAGGAAUUUAAAACGGAAAAUCAGUUAAGUACUGCAAACACAACGGUCACGCUAAGCAAUCUUCAAAACAACAAAACUUAUAAAAUUUUCGUAGUCUCGAGAAACGAUCAGGGAACUUCGUUGCCGUCUUCCGUGCUUUUCAUAAACGUGACCGAUGCCGCGACCGACACUCGAAUAAAAGCUUCUCUUUCGUCCCCUCAUUCUUUAGUGAUCUCAUCUCACAGUGCUAACUGGGUUACGGUUUCAUGGCAACCACCUCAAUUCAGCGAAUUCGGCGAAGCCAUCACAUAUAGACUCUAUCAUAAGCCGGCUUACGAAAACGAUUACGACGUUGUCGAAACGAGUUUAACGUCGCACAUGUUAGAAGGUUUGAUUCCUAAUUCGAAGUACAUCAUUUAUAUAGUGGCAAAAACUUCGUCUGCUUUAAGUUUGCCUUCCGAAACUUUAAUCGCUUGGACGGAUCCGGUUUAUCCGGCAUUUGUCGAACCUCCGACGGUUCAUCCUAUCAACUUAGUGAUCGAAGGAAGUAGCAUGACAAUAUUAUGCAUCGCGAUGGGAACUCCGACUCCCACGGUAUCGUUAUACAUAACCGGCCGUCUCGUAAGGCAAGAAACGACUCGACAUAUGGUCACAGUCAUACAUAACGUCACGAGAGAAAUGAAUCACGUAUCUUGCUACGCUGAUAACGGUUACGGAACUCCAAUGCAAGCCUCAAGAAAAAUAAAAAUAAGUCACGAACCAAAUAUAAUUCCAUCCGGAAUAACGAUAGCUAAUAUGGGAGACACGGUUACGUUAGAGUGUCAAGUUGAUGCAUAUCCUGAACCGAAAAUGUUUUUCUGGAGAGAUCAUUUAGGAAAAAUUCCAGUCAUCGAAAGCGAAAGAACAAAUAUUAAAAUUUUCAAAGACGUGAACGAAGAAUCGAAAUGGACAAUGGAAUUAAUAAUACACGGAAUCGCCGACGUCGACGAGGGUGACUAUUUUUGUCACUCGGAAAAUGCUUUCGGAUCUGAUACCCAAGCGGUGUCCGUCAGAAUACGCAAAGAACCUUCUUUGAGUAACGUCACACAGUGUUGCUUAGAACAAAACGUCUCCAGUUCUUGCAUGGAAGCGUGUAGAUUUUUCGUAGAUGUUGACAUGGUGAUAGAUAAACCCGAAUGUCUGAGCGAUUUUGACAAACUCAUGAAAUGUGCUGCCGAUGGAUCCGACCACAGAAGCUGUUGUGGUAAUCGUGGAGUCCCUAGAAAAUGUCUCGAUUGGUGCAGAGGAGAACCUUUGUUGAACAAUAAGAUUUGCAUUUUAAGUUACACAAAACAAAUAAUGUCUUGUUUUCAAGAGGAAAGGGAAAAACUUCCGGGACCUCCUCAAAAUGUUAGAAUUCAACAUUUGGAUUCGAAUUCAGUUCUCGUGAUGUGGGAUCCCCCAAUAAAAAAUCCACACACCGUUUCAAUGUAUAGAAUAUUUUGGAGACCUGUGGGAUCAAAAUCCCCAUUAAAAAACGAUACCAAAGAAACAGAAUUUAAAAUAACAGGAUUGAAAGAAGGACAAACUUAUGAAUGCGUCAUAAAAGCAGGGAAUAAUAUUGGAACAAGUUCUCUUACGGAUCCAGUUAAAUUUACUGCUGGAGAUAAAUACGUUACAUCUGCUUCCAGCAUUAGUGCAGAAACGUCUUCGGUGGGAGUGAUAAUAGGUAUCAUUUCGGCAGCAAUAAUAGUCGGAGCCAUUUUAGCUGGAGCCGUUUGGUACAUGAAAUACAAAAGAAUUUUCGGUCCAAAAUUUACAACUGGAGGAAUAGCAUUUGAAAAUCCAAUUGCUCAUUUGAACACACAACAACACGUGGGUAAUAAUUUACAAUCAUCAUCAUCAUCAUCACAAGAAAUUGGUAAUAACGUACCGGAGGAAGGUAUUAAUACGUCACAGACAACAACAGAAAUACCUCCGACAUUUUAUGAAGAAUUAAAAUUGGGACAAGAUGGAGCCGGUUUCAAAAAAUUAAAACCUUAG
Molecule: messenger RNA, 4176 nt
Organism: Pediculus humanus corporis (human body louse)
Lineage: Eukaryota; Metazoa; Arthropoda; Insecta; Psocodea; Pediculidae
Exons: 9
Coding region: 1-4176 (1391 amino acids)
Molecular function (GO): protein binding
Source: RefSeq, a predicted model, not a curated record